Messenger RNA from Malania oleifera, 504 nucleotides. RefSeq names its product secreted RxLR effector protein 161-like. Lineage: Eukaryota; Viridiplantae; Streptophyta; Magnoliopsida; Santalales; Ximeniaceae. The transcript has 4 exons. The record is from RefSeq and is a predicted model, not a curated record. Bases 1 to 504 code for a protein of 167 amino acids.
AUGGCCCCAGCCAGGGUCUUCGCUUUGGCGCCGGGCAAUGUUAAGGCGGCCGGCAACGUGGUGACAGGGGAAUUGUCACCACAGACUAAUGAGGAGAAGGAACAUAUGUCACAUGUUCCUUAUGCUAGUGUUGUUGGCAGUCUUAUGUAUGUCAUGUAUUUACGGGGUACUUCAUAUGUUGGUCUGGUAUUUGAGCGUAGCAGCGUUGACACUUCUAAAAGUGUUGUUGGAUUUAUGGACUUUGAUUAUGCAGAAGAUAUGGACAAAAGGAGAUCCCUGACUGAUUAUAUUUUCACUCGAUUAGGAUCUGCUGUUAGUUGGAAAGCAACUUUACAACCAACCGUUGUUCUUUCCACUACUGAGGCAGAGUAUAUGACAUUGACUGAAGUAAUGAAAGAAGCCAUUUGGCUUAGAACUGAUAAUCCAACAGAUAUGAUGACAAAGGCUGUUCAGACAAGCAAGUUCAACUACUACUCAAUCUUGGUUGGUGUCCGCAAGACGUAA